Messenger RNA from Oryzias melastigma (Indian medaka), 1034 nucleotides. It is a transcript of the gene gins3, whose product is annotated as GINS complex subunit 3. Gene Ontology annotation, biological process: mitotic DNA replication initiation. Gene Ontology annotation, cellular component: GINS complex. NCBI's taxonomy places the organism in Eukaryota, Metazoa, Chordata, Actinopteri, Beloniformes, Adrianichthyidae. The transcript is spliced from 3 exons. The record is from RefSeq and is a predicted model, not a curated record. Bases 168 to 803 code for a protein of 211 amino acids.
GGUCUGGAUUUCAUUGGGGCGUCCUGAUUGGUUCAUGACGUAUCCUGGCGCCAACACUGAAAAUGAAGCGGAAGUGCAGAUGCUUUCUGAGGCUGAAGCGUUAAAGAACUCCUUUGCUCCAUAUAUCUUUGUUUUAGUAAAUUCCUUUUUGUAUCCGCGCUGCCCUCAUGGACGCGCAGUCCUACCACCCCGUUCCACCCGGAGUUGGAACAGAGGAGAAUUUUUUGUCGCUCGACGACAUUUUGCUGUCUCACCAGAGACUCCCGGUCCGGACUGAAUGCGCCUUCCCCCGGCUCGGCUUCCUGGACCGCUCGAGCGACUCGGAGGACUUACCGGAGGGAACCAAAAUGGAGCUCCCUCUGUGGCUGUCCAAAGGUCUGUAUGAGAGGAAGAGGAGAGUGCUUUCUGUAAAGCUCCCAAACGUCUACAGAGAGGGCUGGAGGACGGUGUUCACCGCUGACCCCAACGUGGUAAACCUGCAUAAGAUGGGACCCUACUAUUAUGGUCUGGGAUCACAGAUGCUGCACUUUGACAGUCCAGAGAACACCGACAUCGCACAGACCCUGCUGCAGACCUUUAUCGGCCGGUUCAGGCGGGUCAUGGAUUGCUCCCAGAACGCCUACAACGAGGACACGUCCUCUCUCCUGGAGCGUCUGGACUGUCUGGAGAAAGCCCUGUUCCAGGCCGGCCAGAGUGGUCUGAACGGCUUCCAGAGCUGGGAGAAGGGUCGAGCCUCUCAGCUGACCGCCUCCAGCCUGGUCCUCAACUACCGCAAGAGGAAGAUGGCCGACGUCGAGGACUGAGCCCUGCUGUGUUUAUAUGCUGAGAGAGACUCAUGGGCAACAUGGAGUCUGUCAGAGACCAGAUGAGGGUUCCACUACCCCAAAGUGUUUUCAUACUUCAUUCUUUGGACUUUGCGGUGAAGCUACAAACUGUCUUCUCAUGUAAUCCCUUUCAGACUAGUUACCUUUGACCUUCUUCUUCUUUCAUUCAAAAGUUUGAAAUGGAAAAUCAUUAAAUAAUUUAUUACAGUU